Molecule: messenger RNA, 5016 nt
Organism: Chinchilla lanigera (long-tailed chinchilla)
Lineage: Eukaryota; Metazoa; Chordata; Mammalia; Rodentia; Chinchillidae
Gene: Slc35a3
Product: solute carrier family 35 (UDP-N-acetylglucosamine (UDP-GlcNAc) transporter), member A3
Exons: 7
Coding region: 19-999 (326 amino acids)
Biological process (GO): pyrimidine nucleotide-sugar transmembrane transport
Cellular component (GO): Golgi membrane
Molecular function (GO): UDP-galactose transmembrane transporter activity
Source: RefSeq, a predicted model, not a curated record
GCAAAUGAAGAUAAAACGAUGUCUGCCAACCUAAAGUACCUUUCUUUGGGAAUUCUGGUCUUUCAGACUACCAGUUUGGUUCUAACAAUGCGUUAUUCUAGGACUUUAAAGGAGGAGGGACCUCGUUAUCUGUCUUCUACUGCAGUGGUUGUUGCUGAACUUCUGAAGAUAAUGGCCUGCCUGUUUUUAGUCUACAAGGACAGUAAAUGCAGUCUGAGAGCACUGAAUCGAGUACUACAUGACGAAAUUCGUAAUAAGCCUAUGGAAACACUUAAGCUGGCUAUUCCGUCAGGGAUAUAUACUCUCCAGAACAAUUUGCUCUAUGUGGCACUGUCAAAUCUAGAUGCAGCUACCUAUCAGGUCACUUAUCAAUUGAAAAUUCUUACAACGGCGUUAUUUUCUGUGUCUAUGCUCAGUAAAAAAUUAGGUGUGUACCAGUGGCUCUCCCUAGUAAUUUUGAUGACAGGAGUUGCUUGUGUACAGUGGCCCUCAGAGUCCCAGGAGCUGGACUCUAAAGAGCUCUCUGCUGGUUCUCAGUUUGUGGGCCUCAUGGCAGUUCUCACAGCCUGCUUUUCAAGCGGCUUUGCUGGAGUUUAUUUUGAGAAAAUCUUAAAAGAAACAAAACAGUCAGUAUGGAUAAGAAAUAUUCAGCUUGGUUUCUUUGGGAGUAUAUUUGGAUUGAUGGGUGUAUAUAUUUAUGAUGGAGAAUUGGUAUCAAAGAAUGGAUUUUUUCAGGGAUAUAACCAGCUGACCUGGAUAGUUGUUGUUCUUCAGGCACUUGGAGGCCUUGUUGUAGCUGCUGUGAUUAAGUAUGCGGAUAAUAUUUUAAAAGGAUUUGCAACCUCUUUAUCCAUAAUAUUAUCAACACUGAUAUCAUAUUUUUGGCUACAGGAUUUUGUGCCAACCAGUGUCUUUUUCCUUGGAGCCAUCCUUGUAAUAACAGCUACUUUCUUAUACGGUUACGAUCCCAAGCCGGCAGGAAAUCCUACUAAGGCGUAGUCACGUACUGUCUAUUACUGGCUUUCAUGGUGGUGCACUAGGAAUCUCAACAUGGAUUUCCACAGAGGCUGUCUGCAGAUUUUCUGAAGAUACCGUCAUCCUGAAUCUGAUCAUAUUGUUCAAAGGUUUGAACAAUGUACAUGCUUAAGGAUAAAGCACGUGCUGUAUACAUAACAAAUCACAUGACACCUAGAAUUCAAAACUUGGAAGUAUUUCCAGGCAUUAGAAUUAGAAGAAAUAUUGUGGGAAACUUGAAAUCUAAGUUUAAAAGAAUCUACCUUUUUGAUUGCUGCAGAAAUGUCCUAUGCACUCUAUGUAAGAGCACACAAAUAUCAGAUAUGAAUUUUUGCAAAUUAGAUGUAUUUACUCUUAUUAAAUGUUUUUAUCUUACUCUUCCUGUAAAAAUGUCUCAAAUCACAUGGAGUAUUCAAAAUGUGAAAAAUCUAAUUACCUAUAAAGCUGUGAAAAAAGAGAACUAUGAUUUGAAAAACAUUUUCACAUAUCUGAGAUUUUUAUAUUUAUACAAAGGGUUAUUCAACCUAGGAUUGCUAAAUAUUACUUGUUCCAUUGUGUAAAAUUUGAUGAAACAAUAUUUGGGGCCUGGUUCGACGGAGGGUAACACUCAUGUGUAAACUCAGAGUAGGGAGACAGCUGCUUCCCCACCUGAACCCUGAGACCUUCGGUGCUUUGCAGCAGCUGAGAACAGCCGGCUGCUCCUCUGCUCGGCGGUGGCUGGAGAGGUUUACGAUAAUGAAGUUUUACUUGCAUUUCUUUUCUAUAAAUCAGAUAAAACUUUAAUAUUACUUUAAGUUUGUAUGUGUUAAUUGUCAUUAAAGUUUUAAAAUAUAAUCUAGUUGGAUUAAAUACUCGUUUAUUAAUUUAAAAUAAUCAUUUCUAAUAUCUCCAUUUGGAAAAUUUUGAAAUAUCAAGCAUAUAUUGUAUACAACUAGAAAGUUUUUAAAUGAAUAUUUUGUUCAUUGAUCUGUAGAAAUUUCCCUUAUAACUAUUGAAAAAAACCACUGAGAAGAUAGUAGUACAUAUAAGAGUAAGAAUAAGACCAAGAAUAGCCAGUCAUGGUGGUAUACACCUUUCGUCCCAGCACGUGGGAGGCUGAGGCAGGAGACUGCUGCAAGUUUGCAGCCAACCUGGGCUGCAUAGUGAGUUUAAGGAUUACACAGCAAGACCUUGUCACCAAAAAAAAAAAAGAGUGGACCAUGACCAAAAUGACCUUUCUUAUAGACAUUCCUUACUGACAUAUUUUAUUACUUUAAGUAGCUAUAUAACUUUUAAAAAUGGAAGUCUGGGCAAAACAUCUUUGCAGAUCUCUUAUAAGCCUGCUGUCCCCAGGGGCACUAGGACCUUGUGACUGGGAGAGGUAGCUGAAUUCUGAACCCCUGUGUCCCCGUAGAGCUGCUGGAAAGGAGCCACCAUUUUGCUUUAAAAUAGUGGGUUUUUUUUCCUUUUAACACUGGAGCUGAGAAUGCAAAUUGCAUGAAUCAUGUAAUAAGCUGGUUCAGAGGAGAGAGAGUAUAUUAGAAAUAGUAAGAUGAGUUAUCGGGCAGAUACACUUCUAUAAUUGGGGUAUAGGUUUAAUUUAAUUAUGAGCUAUAUACAGAAUGACCUAUUGAGUAUAAGAAGUAUUUUAUUUUUUCAUUUAUACUGUAUAUAUUUUUAAAGACUUCUAAUAGAAAGACUGUAAAAAUACUUAUUUUUAUAUAGUCCUAAUGGAUUUUGUUAAGUAGAAUUUGACUCAAAAAUGCUGUUACAAACUAUUGGGUACUCUUGGCUAACGUGGACUGUGUUACCUUGAUAAUGCGACAUAGCCUGCACAUGUUAGAUGGGACCAGCUUCAGCCAGGGCUUAAAACUGCUAAAGGUUACAAGACACUUAAAAUCAAUUUGCUGCUGAUAACAAAAUGGCACCAAGCAAAUUUUCUGGAUGCCAGAGUUGAGAUUUUCACUGACCACCUUUUAGAAUAUUUUGUUUAAUAACUUUACCUCAUUUUGAACAUGAUAUUUUUAAGGCUACAGCAACAUUUAGGCUUACAUCCUAUUUCCUACUACUAAGAGAAAUUAAAUUUUAUAAGUACAUAGAAUUCAAGACUAAAAUAUAUUCAGUUCACAUUGAAGUAUUGCUUGGGGAAUUAUGUAUUAAUGCUGUGUGUAUUCACAUUUGUUAAUUUAGGCUUAGUCUGCCCUAUUUUAAAAUUUAUUACCAGCAUUUGUUGAACAUUAAGUAUGUUAAAGUAAUUACACAUUUUCAGGUGUCUAGUUUUCAAGAUUCCAUAUAAGGGUUGUAAAAAUAUAAUUAAGAGUUGCGAACAUGGGCAAAAGUAUUUUCAAAGCCAAUUUUCAUUAGGUAUAAUUUAUAUUUUGCUUUUCUAGUAGGUUUGAAGCUGACUGGGCUGCAUAGGUUCUAAUCUUUAAUUGAUAAGGAGGUACUCAUGUUUGAGAAGGUGGACUUGUGUCCUUGGAUCGUACCGUUAUACAGAUAAUGCCAUUUUGUGUCAGUGGCUUGUGUUUUGAUGACCUUCGAAGGCCUUAUUACAUCAAGCUUUUAUAGCAGCGACUCAUGCUUUACAUUUCUAUCCUUUACAAGUGAGUUUGUUAUCUCUCAGCUACCUCGGUGUAAAAUGCGCUCCCUGAUGGGGAAGACUGCCACGCGAUCGGCUCCGUGAGACGCGGAGAGGACGGUAUUGGGAGGAAAAGUCUGAGACGCGGCAGGUGUUUUAAGACAGUCAUGUUAUAUUGUCAGUUCUUUAGUGGUUUUGGAGACACCAUAAGCUCCGUUCACGGGGAUUGUGUAGGUUAGAGAUGCAAAAUUUAAAUGUUUACACCCAUUUAUUUUGAAUGUCACAAAACUUCAUAGAAAGGAAAGGCAGUUUCAUAUUUAAACGAGGUUCUAAUAACAGAAUUUGAAAGGAAACUAACUGACAUCUUGGUCUAUACACUUAGUAUAAUUGUGGAUAUUCUUACAUAUUGAAUUAUUAGACUUUUAAAAUGUCGUUGUACAAGUGUUUUUAAAGAAAGGGUUAAGCUCCAUUCAUUUAUGUGUCCACUGUAAACAUUUAAUUAUUGUACCGUGUAUGCUUUGCAUUAGAAAAGGUUCGUAGAAGUUAUCUGUGCUAUACCGAGUCAUCUGAAGAACCUCCAGGAUACUUAAAGUAGUUAUAGGGCCAAAGAAACAGCACCUUUAUCAAAAUCUGGUCCUGUGUGCCUUGCUCUACCAAAUACCUGACUUUUCUAUAAUUCACAAUGUUAGAACACAGGAGCAAAAUUAGUUUCAAGAUUAAUUAUAAUUUUUUUUCUUUUUUAUUUUCAAGACUUGCUCUUUAAGUCUAUUACCUAAAAAAUUAAAAUAGGUAUACUAUAAAAGCAUUAGUGAAUAGCACUCAUUAAAUUAAUUGUGGCAACUUUGCACCAUCAUGCAAUUUUUUAAACUUUUUAAUAGUUGUAUAUAAGUGUCAUUUUGUCAUUUCAUUUCUUAUGAUGUAAUUACUGUAAUUUAAAAAAUAUUUUUGAAUGAUUUGGAUGCUGAAUUUGUCUAUGUCUGUAUUUCAUUUGCAUAGAAAGAUUCUUUUGGGUUUGGGACUGAGAUUUGUAUAUUUAAAUUUUUUUGUGUAUUUAAAUUUUUUAUGGAUAUAAUACAAAGAAAUACAUAAAUUGGUCUUUUGUUAAGUCACUUUUUCAUUGAUAUAUUUCUCUUGUCUUUUUUGAUAUCCAUUAUCUAUUUAAUAGAUUAUUGAAAAAGAUUAUUUUUAAAAUCUAUAUAGAUUUUUCUUGUAUUUCCUCGUUUUCCUUUUUAUUUGUAUCUAUGGCUUACUCAGUGAAUUAGUCUCUUUUUAUAGCAAAGUAAAUUUCUUUACCUCUGUGUAAUUUUUUUUCACGCUUGAUUGUCCUUUGCUCUAGCCUGUGCUCUAGCAUGAAAGACUGGGUCUUAUUUAAACUAGUUAGAAUUUAUCUGUAUGAGGGUAACAGCCUAAACAUACUCUAUUUUAAAUAAAAUGUUUCUCUGCUA